AUGUCGUCCCCAUUCAUUUUCGAGGAGAAACUCCCAACAUAUGCGAUAAUCGGAGGAGCUGGCUAUCUCGGAGCCAACAUCAUUAAGUACAUGCUGCCAAGGAACAAUUGUGAAAUCAUUAUUGUUGAUCCCUCGGAAUGGUCAUCGUUCGAGACCGCACAGUACCCGCGUCACAAAGUCCGUCAUGUACAAGUGAGUCUCGGUUUAGCAGAACGUGGAAAGCGCAUAAAAUUAACUUCACUUUAGAAGUCGUUCCUUUCGGAAGAAGUUCUGGAUUCGGUUCUUCCAGAAUGCAUUGCAGUAUUUCACUUGGCGAGUAUUGGCCAUCGAGGACUCGGCAUGGUAGGUGAUUCACUUAAUGAACACAUAGGCUAGAAGAGUCUCAGAACAAUCACAUCAAAGUCCACGAUUUCAAUGUUGGAGGAACCAAACUUCUGCUGCGGAAGUGUAAAGAACACGGAGUGAAGCGGUUUGUCUAUGCUUCCAGCAUUGCUACCGUUUAUGUUGGAAAUGCAUUUGAGAACAAAACGGAAGACGAGGAAAUGCCACAAGAACAUGAAGUGAGUUAGGUUUUCUUUGACGUUGCUUCAAAGUAGUUGAUUCUGAUUAAAAUAUGCAGUGUUUGUGGUGACAGGUCAAAAUUUACGAAAAAUAUCUGCAUGGUCUUACUGUAAAACCACCCAUUUUAAUUGAACAGGGUCAUAGUACACUUACAAUUGAAGUGAUGAGAAACUACCAUUAUAAACUUAAUGAACAGAGUAAAUAGGACAGAAAUGAUAAUUUCAGUACAUAAACGCCUACAGUAGCACGAAAGCUAAAGCGGAGGCAUUUGUUUUAGCAGCCGCUGACAAUGAUUUUCACACAAGUGCCCUCCGUUUUCGUGGAAUUUUCGGCGCGGAGGACAUUGCGGUUAUCGGACGUGUUGCAGUUAGUUCAUAGGUAACUUCAUAUGAUUUGUAAUGCAUUCAGAAUCUCACCAACUGGGGAAUAAAUCGUUUUGUCUUCUCGGCGGAAGCACAUGAAUCGAGAGCUCCAAACACGAGCGUGUUGAACUGUGCAAAAGCGUUCUUCUUGGCUGAUCGAGCUCUGGCUGAGAAUUACGUCAAUGGUCAAGUUAGUUUGCAAAAUUAAUAACGCAAUAUCCUACAGUUUAUUUACAGGCAUAUUUCAUUGUUGAUACGGAAAUCGAAGGGCAGUACACUUGUUUCAAUGAUCUGGCUAGAGGCCUCGGACGGAACCCUCCAAACAUUCACGUUUGUAAUCUGGCCCCUUUUGUGCCUUUCAUUCUUCAAUUCAUUCGGGUUUAUGAGAACAUUUGCGACUUCACCCAAUGCGAGCCAAUAGUUAGCCGAUUCGACUUCCUUCUCACUCUGUACACAAACACGUACUCAAUCGCAAAAGCUCAAAAGGACUUGGGAUACACUCCAGAAAUGUCGAUCAUGCCACAGGUAUACAGGCAGACAUGUUGAAUUGAAAUACACUUCAUCGAAAGUGAUUUGCAGAUAGUGCAGUUUCAUCGCAGCAAACAAGAGACGACAGAGACUCAGUCAAUCACAGCUUCCAUGCAUGAUUGGAUUUUCAUUUUUGUCGCUACCAUUAUCAUCACCAUCUUGUUCUACUCGACGGUCUAA
Caenorhabditis sp. 36 PRJEB53466 is the source of this 1631-nucleotide messenger RNA. NCBI's taxonomy places the organism in Eukaryota, Metazoa, Nematoda, Chromadorea, Rhabditida, Rhabditidae. The record is from the annotation of a GenBank genome assembly.